AAAUACGGCAUUUUAUAUGUACAUAUGUAUAUUGGCAUAAAUAUGUUUUACAUUUGAAUAUUCUAAGCUGUAGCAUACGCACUCAUUAGGGCAUGUGUGUUUGUAUGUUUCACGCAUAAAUGAAAUUCCUUCGGAAAUUUUGUGGUUACACUAAUAACAGAUUGAUUGUUACCAAUAAACAAUAAAUAGUUGGACAAUGGCAGAAUGCUAAUCAACCUUGGUUGCGUUGGUUACCAAAAUGCUUGUAAACCAGUAAACUGAAAAUAUUGAUAAAUCAACAAAAUAAAGGAAAUCUAGAGGAGUAGUACCUGACACAAAUUAAAAACAUAGUACAUAUCUUAUUGCUUAAAUUAAUCAAGUUUAAUAAUUCGGAACAGAAAUUAAAGCUAUUUAAGUGAUGACUACGCGGAUUAGUAGAUCCUAUUUACAUUCCUGCUUAAAAGUGCCCAUUGACCCAUGUAAUAAUUGUCCAGCGCCAAUUUAUAAUCGUCCAAAGAUGUGUCUGGGUCGACUAACAACGACUCCAUUAAGCGGUGCAACAAAAUCGGCCAAAACUAUUGACUUCGAAAAUGUAGACGCAGCAUUGGUUAACAGUGGCAUACGUUCCUUGGCGAAACUAUACGAUAGUAUUCCAGAUUACAAUGACAUCAAUCAUUUACCGAAUAAAGAAUUCUACACUACAUUGGACACCUUGCGAUCUACUUGUUGUGAGUUGCGAACCAAGUCAGCACAAACCUGUAUAGUGGAAGAGAGUCCCUCAACGUCUUCUCUAUCUUCUCACUGUGCCAACAGAAAACGUAUGAGGUCAACCAAAUUGAGAAAGAAUAGACCCUCCACUGUCAGUGUUUGUGGCAAAAGAAAAGCUGGGAAGUGUAAAGUACAAGAGGAAAUUACACGGCCUCAAUAUAGGUUGGGAACUCCUUUUGAUAUUAGCUCCAAAAUAGACUUUGCAAAGAAGAGUGAUGUAAAGAGUUAUAAAAAAGAGUUUUACGAUGAAAUAAAGGCAUUUCAAAAAACAUUGGAAGAUUUCGAAACAGAACUAGAAAAUCGCCAUAUAAACGAUCCCAUAACAGAAUGCAAGCUGAAGAAUGUUAAAAGUGAAAAGUUUGUUAAUAUGGGAAACUAUACCAAAAAAUACACAGAUAAACCCCCAGUUACACCGGAUGUUAGGAGUUUUCGUAAUUUCUGUAAGCAAACCGAUGAAAACGCACGCCCCUGCUCUAAAGCGAGUGUGGGUUUAGGAAAUUUUCUAAAAAAGUCUUUCUCCUUCGAUGACAUCAAUAGAAUAGGAGAUUGCAAGCAACAUGAAAACACAGAAGACAAAAAUCGGUUGGAUAAACCAUCGGAAACGCAAAUUAUCAUAAGUCAUACUCCCUUAAAAUACAGUAGUUAUUUUUCGCAAAAGACAAGCAUUGUAUCACCUGAAAAUGUUCCACCGAAAAUUGUUAUCGAAUCACCAACUGAACAAAGUAAUUCUACGAAGACAACAGGUCGAUCAAGUAGUGGACGAAAAAAGAAGAGCAAGAAUAAAAAGCAAGAAAAAGAUUUUCAAGUACCAUUUACAAUAUUCAAUCUGGAUACAAAAAAGGAAAUUAGAAAGCAUGUCACACCAUCACCUAUACAUCCGGUAGCGCGACCAAAUCUCGCAGCCACCUUAAGAGCUGAGGUAUCCAAAAAGAAAUUGAAAGAACUGAAAAACAAUUGUACUUAUUACGAUGACACACCACAAUUUGAUUGGGAAGUGCGGAAAACGCCAGCCUGGAAAUCCCUAUCUCUCAAUGAAACGCAUAAGGAAAUUCUCUCAAUGCGUUUGGCCACCCGUAAGGCCGAACAGGCAAUGCAAAAACGUGAAUAUGAACUUAAUAUGGAAUUGAUGCGUCAACGUGUGAAGUCGGCACCACUGCUUUUGGAAGGUGCCACAUUUUGGGGUCCUCAUAUUGGAAAAUUAACACAUACUUGUCAACGUGAAGGAGAAAGACACUGCUGCCAAUCGAAGCAACUUAAAUCGCGCAGUAAAAGUGCAGACAGUCGACGUUUAUGCACCCAUGAAGGUAUUGGUAGUCAGUCCAGUCAGAGAAGUAGUAAAUUAAAUUUUCUGCAUAAAACUUAUGGUGGAAGUUCAAAAGUACGCAGACGCAGUUCUACACAAACGCCUAUGAAAAGAAAUACUGAACAAUCUGAUAACAAGCAAAGUGUUGAGCAGCCACCAAUAGUGAAUGAUAGUGGUGAUGAACUGUCUAGUUUGGAUAGAGCGUUCUUGUAG
This is a messenger RNA of Zeugodacus cucurbitae (melon fly), 2263 nucleotides long. RefSeq lists its product as uncharacterized. Lineage: Eukaryota; Metazoa; Arthropoda; Insecta; Diptera; Tephritidae. The transcript is spliced from 7 exons. The coding region runs from base 398 to 2263 and encodes 621 amino acids. The record is from RefSeq and is a predicted model, not a curated record.